AUGCACCUAGCCCUUCUGGGGACGGUUCUGGGGCUUCACCUCGCGGUGGCGGACGCGGAGGUUUCCGCGGCUGCUGCGGGAGCGACAGGAAGUGAAGCGGCCCGGCCGGGCAACCGCGGCGGCAGAAACGGAGGCGGAAGGGGCGCUGCGGUAGUGACGUCGGCGACGGGGGGUGGACGAGGGGUCGAGCACCCAGAGGACUCGCCGGCUCCAAAGCCAGAUCCCGAGCCGGGCAGGAUGGAUCAUCACCAGCCAGGAACAGGCCGCUACCAGGUGCUUCACAAUGAAGAGGAUAAUUCAGAGUCAUCUGCCGAAGAGCAACCUUCAACUUCAAACGCAGCGCCGCAGAGCGUUCAGACUGCUCCUUCAGCAUCAGUACUUGAAACGGACUCUUCUCCUCCCCCUUACAGUAGUAUUACUGUGGAAGUACCUACAACUUCAGAUACAGAAGUUUACAGUGAGUUUUACCCUGUGCCACCUCCCUACAGUGUCGCUACCUCCCUUCCUACAUACGAUGAAGCUGAGAAGGCCAAAGCUGUUGCCAUGGCGGCCGCAGCAGCAGAGACAGCCCAGAGAAUUCGGGAGGAAGAGUGUCAGCCAAGAGAUGACUUUAGUGAUGCAGACCAGCUCAGAGUGGGUAAUGAUGGGAUUUUCAUGCUGGCAUUUUUCACUGGAAGGUAUGGUGCCAUCUGUGGAUUUGGACUUUCGUUGAUCAAAUGGGUUCUUAUUGUUAGGUUUUCUGAUUAUUUUACUGGAUAUUUCAAUGGACAGUAUUGGCUUUGGUGGAUAUUUCUUGUACUUGGCCUGCUGCUUUUCUUCAGAGGAUUUGUUAAUUAUCUAAAAGUCAGAAACAUGUCUGAAAGUAUGGCAGCUGCUCAUAGAACAAGAUAUUUCUUCUUAUUAUAGAGACUGCAUCGACUGGACAUUCUUUUCUUAAACCAAUGUGAAAUUUCCAGAUCAUCUGUAAACCUACAACUUUAAUAGGAUAGAAGACUUCUAAAAGCAGAAGACAAAUUAGUGAAGAAAAGAUAGAUCUUCAAAAUUGAAUGGCAGGAUGGUUUAUGCUUAAAAGCCAUUUCUGUUCAUUCUCUUAAAUAUUUAAAUUUCAUUUGUUUUGCACGUUUGCAUAUGUGCCCAUGUAAAAGAUUUGCGUAUACUUGAAAGAAACCAUAAAGUUGUAGCAGUAAAGUCCAGUCAUAUUUGGUUAAUCGGUGUUUGAUAUAAUUGAAAGGGGUGAGUGAGAAACAGUCUUCCAGCAUGUAAAUGCCAUUGACUUCUGACCUGACAUUUAGUAUAAUAAAAAUGGAAUUAUAUUAACCAUGUCAAAUGCUUUAGUUUCUGGCUCCUAGAUUCAUCUAGUGACUCUACAUAUGAAACGCCCUUUGUUAUAUAUAGUUUUUUGAAAACCGCAGUGCUGAUUAUAGAAAAGCUUUGUCAGAUUUUUGAACAUGAUAGUUACAUUAUUAUUUAGCAAACUCUUUCUGUAAAUAACCAUGCAUAAAUUACUUUCUGCAUUGUUUUCUUAGAAACUGUGUCUGGAUAUCUUUUCAAUUAAUUUAAAAUUAAGUGAACUUAAUAUAUAGAGAAAAUCUGGAUGUUAAAGAUAGUUUGUUUUAGGACAGAUUUUAAGAAGAUAUGGGUAUUCCUCAUGUCCUUUAAGAGAACAUCUUUUUGUUGUUUUCUUUUUAAGGCACAUGCCAGGUUUAGGGAUUCUCAGUCGAGAAGCUUGGUUUUUAAGAUUGCCAUCUUAAAAAAAAAAAAAAAAAAA
Enhydra lutris kenyoni (northern sea otter) is the source of this 1768-nucleotide messenger RNA. RefSeq names its product NEDD4 family-interacting protein 2-like. Gene Ontology annotation, biological process: metal ion transport; vacuolar transport; ubiquitin-dependent protein catabolic process. Lineage: Eukaryota; Metazoa; Chordata; Mammalia; Carnivora; Mustelidae. Gene Ontology annotation, molecular function: WW domain binding. The record is from RefSeq and is a predicted model, not a curated record. Gene Ontology annotation, cellular component: Golgi apparatus; perinuclear region of cytoplasm; endoplasmic reticulum. The transcript is spliced from 3 exons. Bases 1 to 906 code for a protein of 301 amino acids.